GUGUUAAUCUCACUCUUAUCUCAUGUGUCAGACUUGAAAUACAAAACCUACUCACCGUACGACUUUAUUUCGCAUCUUCUCAGUUUUAUUUGUGUUAUAUUUGUGUUAUAUAAAAGCGAAUGUUAGCAGUUAAGUAAUAUCCGGAUCAGAUCAGCUACAUUAAGAUAUCACUGCACAGUGUUCAGUGUACACUACACUUAACUGUAAUAUCAUGUGGAAUCUGAGAUUACUGCUAGGAGUCCUCAUAAUCGGUACAGUACACUCUAUCUACAAAGCAGUUAACGUUACACGGACCGACAGCACUCAGAUAAGAGCAACUCUAGUAUCUCCUGACAAGGAGAUGAUAUCUCCUCUAAGUGUGAUCAUAUCUCUGGAGAGUGAAGCUAGAGUCAGGAUCAAGAUACUGGAUCCUAAUAACAAGAGAUACGAAGUACCGUAUCCAGAUACCGACGAGAAGAUAAUAUCCAACACAGAACGGAGAUACAAGGUGUCGAUUACUGAGUCUCCCUUCUCAGUUCAGAUACAUAGGUCAGACGAUGAGAGCCUCAUAUUCGACACCAGCUCACAAGAACUGGUCUUUCAGAACCAGUUCCUCAAAAUAGGAACGACACUACCUAGCACAAUAUUGUACGGUAUAGGAGAGGAUUCGGCACCUCUACUCAGGGACAUGGAUAAUAAGAUACACUCUCUCUGGACACAAGGGGCUUACUACCUACAGGGACAGGGAGCUAACUUAUACGGGUCCCACCCCUUCUACCUUAACAUUGAGUCAGCGGGCAGUUCUAGGAGUAACGGUGUUUUGUUGAUGAACUCUAACGCAAUGGACAUACUCUUAACAAAGACUCCUGUUCCCUCUGUGACAUGGAAAACUAUUGGGGGCAUAUUAGACUUCUCCAUCUUCGUAGGAAACAACCCUCUAGAUGUAGUGAGACUCUACACAGAACGUGUUGGUAAACCUUUCCUUCCUCCCAUCUGGUCACUGGGGUUUCAUCUUUGCAGGUGGGGAUAUAACAACACGGAGUAUAUGGAGAGUGUGAUGGCGGAUAUGGUGCUACAAGGGGUUCCAGUAGAUGUGCACUGGAAUGAUAUAGACCACAUGGACCAGUAUGAGGACUUCACACUGAGUAAAAGGUUUGCAAAGUUACCAGAGUACGUGAACAAACUGCACAAGUCAGGCAAGAAAUACGUGAUGAUACUGGACCCUGCUAUACAUGCUCGGUUCGGUCAAGGCUACGAACCUGCAGACAGUGGGUUACUGAAGGAUGUGUUCAUCAAGAACAGUACAGGAGAGUUACUGAUCGGAAAUGUGUGGCCUGGUGACACUGUGUUUCCUGAUUUCCUUCACCCUGGCACAGCAGAUUGGUGGAGCAAUCAACUCACUAAGUUCUCUAAAACUGUGCAGUACGAUGGCAUCUGGAUAGACAUGAACGAACCAGCAAGUUUCUAUGAUGGGUCUAGUGUGGGCUGCCCGUGGAGUGACACACUGGAGGAACCUCCUUAUCUCCCAGGGGUCCGGAGCAGCCUGCAGUGGCAGACUCUCUGUAUGACAGCCCAACAGCACCAGUACUUCCAUUAUGAUGUACACAAUCUGUAUGGGUGGUCGGAGUCACGUGCAACACGCUCCGGUCUGCUCUCCCAGCGCCCCAGUAACAGAACCUUCGUAUUAUCGAGGAGUACGUUUGUUGGAAGUGGACGCUGGGCUGCUCACUGGACUGGAGAUAUUAGGUCCACCUGGUCAGACAUGAGGGCCACAAUACCAGGCCUGAUAAACAUGAACAUGUACGGUAUACCCCUAGUGGGGGCGGAUAUCUGCGGGUUUGAAGGAGACAGUAACAAAGAACUCUGUAUCAGGUGGAGUCAGCUAGGAGCUUACUAUCCUUUCUCCCGCAACCACAACACUAUCUUCGCGAUACCUCAGGAGCCCACUGCAUGGGGUACAGAGGCCACUGCUAUUAUACGCCGCGCGCUGCUGUACCGCUACCGGCUCAUCCUCUACCUCUACAACCUGUUUGUACAGUCACACUCAGACGGAACCCCUGUUAUGCAGGCUUUGUUCAUGCAGUUUCCUGGGCAGGAGUUUACUUACGACCUGGACAGGCAGUUCAUGUUAGGAGCAGGUAUAAUGGUGUGUCCAACACUAGAAGAAGGAGCAGAGACAGUGUGGAUCUACUUUCCCCCUGCCACGUGGUACUCAGUGUGGGAUCUAGAGUUGGUCUCUGAGGGUGGGGAGGUGGUGUCCCACUUCCCCGCACCACUAGAUACUAUCAACGUGUUCGUUAGAGGGGGCACUGUGUUACCUGUUGUUAUAGAGACAGAAGGGGAGACCCCCACAGCUGAACAAGUCCUGAGCUCGCCCCAUAUCUCAGUGCACUGUUACCUUGAUCAGGAGGGGGAGGCGACUGGGACACUGUUUGUAGAUGACGGUUAUAGUGAGGAUAGGAACAGACCGGUACACCAGGUGAAGUUCACAGUGUCCCAACAACAACUCACUAUCUCACCAGUAACUACAGGUGAGAUGGUGAGAGUGGUGAGCAGUGUUAAGAUAGCUGGAGUGGUGCUGGUUGGUGAGAAAGUAGAAGUGCUGGUAGGGGCUGGAGUACAACAACAUGUUAGUUACAACUCUGACACUCUGUUACUUACAGUCUACCAGCUAAAGGGAGAGGCUGGUAUACCUCUAACUACUGAUACUGAUAUUACUAUUACAUGGAGGGUCGCUCGAGGAAACUAUUAAAUUUUACUCUGUGGUAUCAUGGCUUUUUAAAAUUAUAUUUUCCACGUAAAUAAACUAUAAGAAUACAUUGAUUAAAUACGUUAACAAUAGGUAUAAUGUAUAUUAUACCUAUUUUUCAACGUAAAAUUCUAAUUUCUAUUGUAUCUCUAUACUUAUAUAUUAUGUUUUUCGUCAUUUUUUAUUGAACAUAAUGGUGUUGAAUUAAUGUUUGUUUUUAUUGAGUACAUCAACAGUGUAAAAUUGCAUCUU
Molecule: messenger RNA, 2980 nt
Organism: Bolinopsis microptera
Lineage: Eukaryota; Metazoa; Ctenophora; Tentaculata; Lobata; Bolinopsidae
Product: lysosomal alpha-glucosidase-like
Exons: 6
Coding region: 212-2731 (839 amino acids)
Biological process (GO): carbohydrate metabolic process
Molecular function (GO): carbohydrate binding; alpha-1,4-glucosidase activity
Source: RefSeq, a predicted model, not a curated record